Messenger RNA from Amphibalanus amphitrite, 2478 nucleotides. Its product is annotated as diphthine--ammonia ligase-like. The transcript is spliced from 12 exons. NCBI's taxonomy places the organism in Eukaryota, Metazoa, Arthropoda, Thecostraca, Balanomorpha, Balanidae. The record is from RefSeq and is a predicted model, not a curated record. Gene Ontology annotation, biological process: protein histidyl modification to diphthamide. The coding region runs from base 146 to 2116 and encodes 656 amino acids. Gene Ontology annotation, molecular function: diphthine-ammonia ligase activity.
GUUUCGUUCUAAAUUUUGUAAACAAAUGUCACGUUGCUCAACUUUCAAGAGACAGUGCGGGAAGAAAUAUUUGUAUUUCAAGCUUUUUUUGUUAUUGAAAGAAAUUGGGGGUUUACAUUGCAAAUACUGUAAUAUUGCUUGAGAUAUGAGGGUCGUGGCUUUAGUCAGUGGCGGGAAGGAUAGUUGCUACAACAUGAUUCAGUGUGUCCGGGAAGGGCACGCUGUGGUCGCUCUGGCAAAUCUGCAUCCUCCACAGUCAGCUAAUGAUGAGAUGGACAGCUACAUGUACCAGACUGUGGGCCACAAUGCCAUCGCUCUGUAUGCCGAGGCGAUGGAGCUGCCUCUGUACCGGGCGUCCAUUCGGGGCUCUGCGUGUGCCAGUGACCGCGAGUACAGCCCCACUGAGGGGGACGAGGUGGAGGAUCUGCACAGGCUGCUCUCCAAAAUCAAGGAGGAGCUCGAUUUUGAAGCGGUCUCCGUGGGUGCCAUUCUGUCAGACUACCAACGAGUACGCGUUGAAAAUGUCUGCUCGCGGCUGGGUCUGACCUCUCUGUCGUUCCUGUGGCGCCGCGACCAGUCGGAGCUGCUGACCGAGAUGGUCGCGUGUCGCGUACACGCCGUGCUGGUGAAGGUGGCCGCGCUGGGUCUGCUGCCCGACAGACACCUCGGUCAGACGCUGGAGCAGAUCAGGCCGCACAUGGAGCGCAUGAAAGGAAAGUAUGGCCUGAACGUAUGCGGGGAGGGCGGAGAGUACGAAACGUUCACACUCGACUGUCCGCUCUUCAAGAAAAGGAUAGUUAUCGAUGAACAGGAGGUGGUAACGCACUCUGACGACGCGUUCGCUCCCGUGGCCUACCUCAACUUCACCCGCACUCAUCUGGAGGACAAACAGCUGGGUGAUCUGACCCAGGCGCAGCGGAUAGCCGGCCUUCCCGCCACCUGUGAGCGGCCGGAGCUGUUUGACUCGCCGCCGCCGGUAGAUGGCAGCACCGACCCGCCGUCAGAGGACGCCACCGCUGUCCCGGAGCCGACCGUGGCCGAGUCAGCCGGUUGGGUGUGGGUGGGGCCGAUCGAGGGGCGGGCCGACGGCGGACGCAGCGGCAUGGAGGCGGCCCUGGACACGCUCACAGAGUCGCUGUCGUCGCGCGGUCUGGCGGUGUCGGACCUCACCUCAGUGGCGCUGUUCGUGUCGCGGAUGUCCCGGUACGCCGCGCUGAACUCUGAGUACGUGCGCCGUCUGGGCGGCAGUCGGCCGGCGCGGCUGUGCGUGCAGGCGCCGCUGCCAGCCGGCUCUGAAGUGCGACUGGAGGUGACGGCACUGCGAGCGGCGGCCGCCCACCGACGGCACAUGCACGUCCAGAGUGUGUCGCACUGGGCGCCGGCCAACAUCGGGCCCUACAGCCAAUCCGUGAUGUGUGGUGAGGUACUAUACGUGGCCGGUAUGAUCGGCCUGGACCCGGCCAGUAUGCGACUGGUGCGCGGCGGUGAGCAGCAGGCCCGGCUGGCGCUGCGUCAUGUGGAGAGGGUGAUCCAGGCCUCCUCCAACGACGCCGACACCGACACCGUCGUACAGACGGUGUGCUACGUCACCGACCCGUCACUGCUGCCGGCCUGCUCGGCGCUGAUGACGGCCCGCCUGGCGUCCUCGCUGCAGUGCGCCGUGGUCGUGCCGGGCCUGCCGCGCGGCGCCGCCGUCGAGUGGCACGUCUGGACACACGCGCACAACGCACAGUUCCUCAGCCGCCAGUCGAGUCUGGAGCUGGACGGAGCCGCCAUGGACGUCUCGCUGCGCUGGAGCGGUGCGCACCGACUCUCUGCAGCCACAGUCCUCUGCUCGGCGGGCGGGGACGGACGGCUGUCUGCCGGACAGCUGACCGGCUGUCUGCGCUCCACCGUCGGCUGUCUGCGCAGCAAGGCCGGACAGGGCGCUGUCUGCCACUUCCGGGUGUUCCACUGCGUGGAGGACGGCGCGGCGGUGGCGGAGGCGGCGCUCUCGGUCCGCGGGCCGCUAUGCGUCGUGACGCCCGUGCCCGUGACGGCAGUGGGUGACGGCGUGACGCGCCGCGUGGCCGUCACGGCGCUAGCCAUGGACGCCGCUCGGGAAAAGCGCGACUGACGGCGUCCGGCACUGGGCGGGUGAGAGCUCGGUGGAAUCGCGAGCUGGUGAGAGUGUAUAAUGCGGCGAACCAGAGCGAAUAUGUUGUGUUUGAGGCGCCGGGCAUUGGCCGAUGCAAGGCUGGUUGUCGAGACCAAUGAAUUUGGUUGAGACCAAUGAAUAUGGUCGGUGAUUUAUAGCUGUCCACUGCCUUCCUGAACGUGCCCAGGCGUCAAGUGCGUGUUUGGAAUUGAGCUGUUACGGAAUUGGUCGUGUGAAAUGUUGGUAUUUUUAUACCUCUUUAUUGCGUAGAUGCUUGUAUGCGAUGGGCGUCACCUUAUCAAUCGAAGAUCAGGGAAUAAAACAGAGUUUGGACAAUCAAU